Messenger RNA from Exophiala oligosperma, 757 nucleotides. RefSeq lists its product as uncharacterized. Lineage: Eukaryota; Fungi; Ascomycota; Eurotiomycetes; Chaetothyriales; Herpotrichiellaceae. The record is from RefSeq and is a predicted model, not a curated record. Bases 393 to 596 code for a protein of 67 amino acids. The transcript is spliced from 4 exons.
CAACAGUUACCAUGGCUUCGCUCAACUCCAGCAAGCUUUGUCCCUUGUUCUGCGACACGAACCUUCCAAUCAACUGCCCUUUACUACGCGGAAGCCCUUCGCCUAAUUCCGGAUUUAUCGUAGCAUAACCCACAUAAAUGGAGCGAUGAUCGCUAUGAUGUACAUUCCAGCAUGGGCUAAACCCCAUCGCACCCUUUGGUUGGGCCAUUUAGGAGCUGAAUAUGAUGCCAUAGCUAUCGAUUUAUCGAGAUAGCUUGCGAGUAUCUUAGGGUAUAUAGCAUCCAGCUUCCCUCCCCCCUCCUUUUCUCUCACUCCAAUCGACUUAUUAACAACCUCUCACAGACCUUUCCAAACAUCAUCACCUCAAAUCAAUCCCAAGACAUCCAGACGCCAUGAACAACCAAGGACAAGGACAAGGCGUUGAACAGAAAGAGGACUACCUCGACAAGGGUCUCGAUGCCGCUGAGAAGAAGUUCGGACAAGGCAAGAUCGACCCUCAAAAGUCCCGCGGCAUGAACGAAAAGAUCACCGACUCAGCUCGAGGGAUGUUUGAGAAGGCUACGGGCAAGAAUGUCCCGGAAAAGUUCAGCAACUAGAUUACCCAUCAAGGGUCAUUGCGGACUCUCAGGCGUUGACGAAGGUGGGAAUAGGAUGUUGACCUCGGACCUACUCGGCGAAAGAGGUGGCCAGGACGGACAUACAAUCUCUAAUGUAACACUGUUACUGUGUAUCAAAUGAAAGGAAAUUACAAGAUAUA